AUGCCCUCACCACCUUUAUCACCUCUACCUAGACGAUGGCGAUCAUCACCUGAUCAACCUCAUCCUGAUUUCGCAGCACUCUUAUCAACUUUUGAAAACACCCAAAAUCAACCUUGUACUCCAACUUCACCUCAUUCGGAUCAAGGUAAUAAUAGUACCAGUAAUGGUAAUGGCUCACAACCUGAAUGGGCUACUCCAAGGGGAAUAUCAGAAUCCGAUAAAGAAAAUGAGAAUGAGAACAAUGAAGAAGAAGAUGAAAAUCAAGUCGAAAACCUAAUUCGUUCAAACAACGAUUACGGGUUGAACUCAAAUUCAUCUGCAACACCUGAAAUUAGAACUAUAUCACCUUCACCUCGGAGACCUGAUAGAACUAGUGAGACUGCUACAAGAUCUGAAAGUCCAUUGUUACCACCCAACCGAGGUACUUUCUUCAAUGAAGAUUUCACUAGAUCAGAUAAUAAUACUUUAGGUAUGGGCCUUGGACCUCGUGGUAUUUUCUCCAACGAAUAUCGAUCGCCUCCGUCUUUCACUACGAUUCCCCAAAUCCCACCUCAGACAACAGGUCAAUCAACGGCUACUAUCGAUGCGGCAUACGAUGGUGUUUUAUCUCAACUCGACGCUUUGGCCAAUCCUGUUCGCAACCUAGAUACUUCCGUAUCUUCGAGCCAUACCAAUCCUUACCUGCCUCAAACCACUUUCCACCCAAUGCCAAUUCGACAACCUCUCGUAGGAUUGGGAAUCAACGUGAACUCGUCUCUAUCUCAACCUCAUCCUACUUCCCCCGGUCUGGGUCUAGGCUUGGGUAAUCUCAACGUAUCUAGAUUAUCAACCGUAACUGAACGAACUGAAAAGAGUUCUUCUCCAACAAGCUCUCAAGGUCGUUCACCUACUUUUCCAGGUGCAUACAAAGAAGGUCCGACUUUUCCUUCAUCCUUACCCUCAAAUAUAGCAAACAAAUAUCCAUUACCUCCCAGUCCUACAAAGCUACCUACAAGUCCAGUAAAAGGUCCAAGAUCGACCUUUUCUUCCUCCGGAAACCGUGAAGAUAAAGACAGUGCAAAUAGUACACCUCAAAAUCAAAGUACACCAAAGAAAACUUCCGAUUUGAUCAAAAUGUUCGAAUCAAGGACAGACCUUCCACAACUUCCCUUGUCAUCUCAACCCAAAUUUGUUCCUACUCCUCCAACAAAAUCGAAUCCAUCCAAGUCCUCUGUCAGGAAAACCCCUCCGCCAAUCUCAGGCUUACCAAAUCCACCACCUACUUCAUCGUCUGAUACAGCAUUCAAUCGUACCAACACACUGCCACCUUCUUCCUUCCGUGCUCCUGUGCAAGCUAGCGCACCCACACCUCCACCAAAAUCGCCAUCUCCUCUAUCUAAAGUCAGAGGUAUGAUAGCUUCCUGGAGAGUAAGAUCAGGUUCACCUGUACAAAAUGUGCUUAGUUCACCAGGUAAAGAAGGUCCUGGAUUGUUUAGAGGUGGUGAUAAAGGUUGGAAUGUUUCUAUUAGGCGGAGGAAAAGACAUGAGACAGACUUGGCUGAACAAGCUGAUGAUCACCAAAGUCAAGAGAGGGACAAAAGACCGCCGUCACAUCACUCGGAAACAAGAGAAGAUCCGAUCAAAAGCGAAGGGGAUGAUGACCUGCAACCACCCAACAGAUCAGCAAGUAUAAAAAGUGAUAAAAAGACUUCUGAACCUAAACAACUCACCGGCGAUCCUAUACGCACGGGAGCGCUUUACUACCUCAAUGUGCAUGAUGAAGAUGCCAAACCCAAUUAUCAAUGGGUUCAAGCAGAUGGUCGGCUUUACCAGGAAGGGUUAGAAUUGACUUGGAUUAGUAACAAAGGUAGAGCUACAGUCACUUUAGAUUCAGAGUUUUGCGAUGAGGUCGCGUCUACUUAUAGCCCUAAUAACCCCAUGGCUGGAGACGACAUUGGUGCUGCCGCUGCCAGGAGACAAGGAGUAUUGGCAGACAAUCUUUAUCCUUUCAAGCUGGUCUACGAUGACGGUGUUGAGAGAUUAGCUUGUGAAAGUGCUCGAGAAAGAGUCCGCUGGGUAAACGCUAUUUGGACGGUUCUUGAACGAACCCGAGCUGCUCCAUCAGCUUCUUUGCGAGCCAAUCGAUCAUCUUCUGAUCAAGGCUCCGAAGGUGGAGGCUCUGCUUCUACACAUUUCACGCCUGUGGACUAUCCAACCUCUCCUUUACCGAGUGGAUUUGGGUCGUACCCAAUGUACACCACGGACGAUGCUGUCAUCGAGACUUCUGGUGGACUUCACGCCCCCAUUGUCCAAAGAGGAAGUCGCAGACUUGCUGUUGCUGGUCUUGAACGUGCAAGAAGUCUAAGAAGAGUAGCAAGUGAGGCCGACCUUAGGGAAGUGUCUGCUCCUCCACUCGAAAAGGAUGUUGCGUUGCCGAUGCGGACUACUGCUAUUCAAGAUAUCCCUUUGACUGCUCAAACAGCCGAGAGACCUACUUCAAGAGAUUUUACUUUCGCUCAUGGAAUCAAGCCUCCCGCUUUAAAAUCAGAGUUUUCGCCGUCCGACGCUCCAUCAACCUUCCACACACCCGCUACAGGCUUCCAAUCCCUUACAGGUACUUCAGCAUACAGUACGGCUGAUGCAACGCCACGUUCCAACUUUCAACCUUUAUCCCAUCUUUCAAGGUAUACGGUUGCUAGAACAGAAGUCAAUAUCUCUACAAAUUCUGGUCAAGCUCAUUCUACUUAUUCCAGUGCAAGAUCCGGGAUGGCUCCUCCUCCAGUUACCACGGAUCAACCAUUGUCAUCUUAUACUGCGCCAUCUGUAUCCACAUCGGCUUCCUAUCAAUCGGCAAGAGAGAAUAGUACAACCCAGUCAACGUAUACUGCGCCCACCCUAGCUACUGAUCCUCGUGGCAUCACGGAACAGGCUUGGACUGCUCACCACGAAGCCUUUACUCCAGCUGGAACUGCUAUACAUACUCUAUCUUCCCCAUCCAUGUACACUGCUCAUCCCGGUACUCAAACGCCUUUGACUACUGCUCAACAAUGGACUUCAGCCUCUGCUCAUACUGCUAGACAAUCAUUAUCUGAGAAGGCGACAGCCAACUUGGUCUCACCUUCUGCUUCGAAUUACACCGCAAGACCCGGUUCUCAAACACCUGCAACUACUGUUCGAGGAGACAUGUCUACUCCCUCAGAUCAUACUGCUUUCGGUGGUGCCAACAAUUCCACUUCUAUGUGGACAGCUCAACCAUCCCCUUCCCACUCUGAUCGCGCUACCGUCCUGCCACCUGCUUCGUCUUCGAACAUGGCAACGCCCCAGAAUUUUGAAACAGAUCAUCCUAUCCAAACAGCUACUACUCCAAUGGUAACGGUUCAACCCUGGACACCCUCCGCACUGGCACACACAUUUGAAAGACUGUCUCCUUCUAUAUCUGUACCAAUGACCGUCGAUGACAUGCCUCAAGUCGCAGUGACUGCAGCUCCUCAAAGUGCUACGAUUUCGGAAGAUGGUAGAACACCAUAUGAUACCGUUCUAGAAACAAUUACCACUGGUCUCACAGCUCCAACUCAACCUUACGGUACCGCGAGAUCUGGGACCCAAGGAUAUCAAACGGCUGGAGAGUCGACCGUUAGUACUGCUUCUGGUUUACUCAGAUCUCCUUUCCAUACACCUCCUCCAGGUGAUCGAACCUCUUCUCGUAUGUCAAGAAGCACAGUGACAUCAUAUCAGACGGCACCUCCACCCGUACCAUCUCGAGAUUCCCACUACUCAACUGCAUCUCCUGGUUUAUCGACCGUCAAGGCCACAUCACCAAUCCCGAGCCCUACUAGGUUUUCGUUGCACGACGAACCCGUACCUUCAUACGAUGAAUCGGUCAAAACGCCUUCUGCUUAUCCUAUUACGACUGGUGGGGACAGCUAUUUUACUGCUCAACACCCUAUGAGUACAACGCCUCAUGGCGCAACAGAGAAUGCCGAGACAGAACAAUCGUUGUACCAUGACCGACCACCUACUACACGGUAUGCCACCGCAACAACUGAUCAUCGGUUGACAGGUUCUUUGGGAACAGCUCCUACUACCCCAAGCCGAUCACCUAGGUCAUCGGAAUACAACACAGCUCCGCCACCUCCUGUCUCCCGAUCUGGAUCUUCGGAAGGUCCAUCUUCUACCAGACUCACAGAUGGUCUGACUUCAAGAAGAGGUAGCAGAGCUUGGACUCAAGUUUCAUAUCCUGAUUCAGAUGACGAGCUUCUUGCUGAUUUAGAAAGAAAUUCUUCAAACGGUAGUAGUGUGUCAAAAAGGUCAAAAUCAAAAGCUACAACUGCUUAUACUCCUUCGAGAACAAUGGCAACAGCUCGAACAUUUGGUCAAUCAUCCAGAGCUCCGCUGGGUACGGCAAGGGAUAAUACUAUGUAUGCAAGUGCUCAAGAAUCAGUGUAUGCCACUGCUCCGAGUUGGUACACUAGGGAAACAAGUUACGUUACUGCUGCUCAGCCUCCAUCUUCUCUCACUUCGAGAAUCACUCCUAUCAGAGGCGAAGAAGCUCCUAUUGUCCCUUUGCAGCUUAGUGAAAGACCAGUUGAGAGUGUGUCAACCGCGUCUACCAUCCCUAGCAGAAGGAUACCUCGAAGACCACCUCCUGCACUGGAGAUACCUAUGCCUGCACCACCACCACAAGCUCCUCUACCCCCUGUAUAUCGACCUCCUGUGGUACAUCAGGCUCCCCCUCCUUCACCCUCCUUCCCAUCAUCUAACCCGCCAAGCUCGGACACCUCUAGUACCGAAGUCCCCAGCUCCUCUGCACCUACGAUGGAUCAAGCUACUGGAAGCGAUGUGAACAGGCUUUUGAACUUCCUCCAAGGUCAGGAUCAAGCGAGGCAAGGUCAAAGCACUCGAGUGGGUAAUCAGCUUGAUCGCAUUGAGAGAAGAGUCAACCAAAUUGCCGAAAACCAAUCUGCUUUGGCUGAAAGAGACGGCCCACCACCCGUGCCUUCAAAAGAUGAGGACGAUGAAUCACCUCCCUCAUCUCCUUCGUCCACUUCUACGACUUCUUCAGCUUCUACCGCUCGUCCAGUCACUCCUCCACCUAUGAUAAUUCCCGAGGUAAUCAAUCAGCAGUUCGACGAUUUACGUAAUUUGCUCGGUACACUCAUCGGAAGGCAGGAAGAUCUUUUAGGUCGCCAGGAUCUAAUGGCGGAAGAGAUGAGCAGAAGAAGGAGCUUUGAUGUCGAAUUACCUGAACGAGGACCAGGAAUGGCUAGACUUGAAGAUUUAUUGAGAAGAGUAUUAGACCGAGUUGGCGAUAGCGAGUUUGAUGAAAGCCUUCAACCUGCCUUCGAGGAAACGAAGAAAUACCCGAAGUCUCAUCUUUCUACGCCCAAGACGCAAGGUACUAGAGAAGGAUCAAUGUAUGGAGGUGGAGAUAGUGUAUACGGCAGUGAAUUUGGUGCAAGGGGUAGAAAUGCCCCUGCUAACAGUAUCUCAUCGGAGGUCGAUCGACGAAGGAGAAGACCUAUGAGUGAUAUUUCUUCAUCACUCCUAGAAGGUGAGAUACCUGAGCCUGAAUUUGAUGAAGAAUUCGCUUUAUCCGGCUUACCACCAAACACACCUCCGAGAGAGUUCGUAUCUCGUGGACCUCAAUUCCCGAGACAUCUUGUUGGACAAAGACCUAGACAACCUCCGCAGCAAGCUCAACCUCAAUUUGUGCCUCAACCCAUGUCUGUCCAUGAGGAGUAUCCCGAAGAGGAAGAUUACUACGAAGAUGAACCUGAGCAAGAUGGUGAAUCUGAAGAACAAUACGAACCUGAACCUGAACUUGAAACUGAAUAUGAACCCACUCCACCACCUGUUGAAAAAGAUAUUACACCAGAACAAUCACCUGAUCAAGCUCCUAUACCUUAUCGAACUGAAAGCAAUGAUCAAGACGAGAAUGUCCCUUAUGAAAAUGAGGAUACCCAACGAGGUCCCUACAGAUCCGGUCCUGCUCCUCAGCCUGUUGAUCUACCUACUCCUGUCAAUUCACCUAGAAAUAUGCCUCAAUAUCAAGGUCAACCUGGGAUGAGACCUGGUUUUGCUCCUGCUCCCGGUAUGCCUGCUCCAAUGGGUCCAGGUAUGACAGAUAUGCCUAGACCUUCGUUACCUAGAAUUGCUGGUGUUCGUGAUCCUAUCUCUACUACUUACUUCCGACGUGGUUUCCCUCCUGGUCCGAUGGGUCCUAUGGGAAUGGGCAUGGGUAUGGGCAUGUUCCCCGGUCCAAUGGGCAUCCCAGGUCCUGGUAUGGGUCCGUUCAUGCCUGGUCUACGUCCUGGGAUGCCCGGUUUCGGUGGUCCUAUAGGUCCUAAUGUCAAUCCUUCACUUCGUCGUCCUGGUUUCUUCCCUCCUGGAGUCACAUCGACAACAGGAGACUAUGGUCUUCCCGCUGCUGCUCGAUAUGGUAAUGCUGGUCUUCCGCCUAGUGGUCCUACAACGAUGGGCGUACCUCGUCCUUCAUAUGGCAAUACUACUACUGCGGAUACCGGUCUUGGAAAUACUACUACUGAAUCUACUGUUACUACACCUUCUGUCACUACCGAAGAGAUCGUUACUCCUGUUGCUCCUACUACUAUGCUUCACGAACCUAUCGAAAUAUACACCGAAGGCUUCACCACCGCUGCACUACCUCCUAUACCUCUUUCUGCAUCUCAUGUUGGGGCUGACGAUAGCUUUAGGCGUACUUUGGACAAUACACAAAAUCUGGCUGCUGCUCAAGGUGAACAACAAAAUGAGAUGUCAAGAUACCUUCACGGGAUGAGUGAUCAGAUUGCUGAUGGAACGCAUGCUACGCAAAAUCAAUUGGCUGAAAUCUUGGGUGAUAUAGCAGCAUUGAGACAGCAAGUCAAACCUAAACGGAUUCACGCUCACGUGCUACCUGAUGGAACAGUUGUACUUGACAACGGUGAUAUACUAGAUGGAAUCAGAGGUGCACCUGCUCCAGUUCCACUUGGAGCGCCUGCUCGACCACCUCCACCGCCCACUGCAUCUCACGUCGAAGGAAAGAUAUUACCUGACGGAACUGUCAUGGCUGGUGGUAAAAUAGUCGACGGUAUCAAGGCUGCUCCUACUGUUCCGGCUACUCCGAUGAUGGAACUGGAUGAGGCUGUUGAGGAAACUGUCAAGGAUAUACAACAGGAUCUGAAAUUGGCUGAAUUACAAGAAAAGAUCGAGGAACUCAUGGCUCAAAAUGUACCCCCUCUACCAGCUAUAUCGGUAGUACCGCCACCUGCAGCUGAACGGAUCUUCGAAGAAGAAGAGAUCAUUUCCAUGAGGGCUGAUUCAGGUUCUGGAACGCCUGGUAUAACUCCUGCACCAAUUCCAACUACGCUCGGAGAGAUGACUCCUAUUCCAACUUCACUUCCUCCUCUUACUGGCGUAGCACCAACUGUCAUUGGUCCAAAUACCGAUGUUCGACGAGAGAAACAAGUAAUCAAAGAACGUGAAGUCAUUCGAGAAGGUCCGAUAGGUCGUCAUAAGGAAGUUACGAUUGUAGAUGAGUUGGAGAAAGAUAUGGUUACCACUCUUCCUCCUGGAUCGGUCGUUCCGCCUGGUACUGUUUUCGCUGAAGAAGAUGUCGCUGUGACUGCUGCUCCUAGUGCUGGACCCGGAGGUAUUCCCGUUGCUGCCGCUUCAGGUAAGUCCCAACUCCCAGAGAUGGACUCGGUGCCAACUGCAGUUUCUAUCACUGCAGCUACAGGCACCGCCAUACCUCCUCCCACCGCUUCAGCCUCUGCAAGAACGAAUCCAAGAACCGGUAAACCGCUCACGAUGCCUCCUCUUCUAUCCGCCCAUACUAUGUCUCCUAUUCCAACUGAACACAACUUUUCUGAUACACCUGUGAACCAUCUUAUACGUGAAGAACAUGAAGAAAUUAUUCAGCGCCCCGAUGGUGGUCCACCGAUCCACACUCAUACCACCUCUCGCACUUACACCCAAGUACCAGCAGGUACUGGGCAGCCAGGAACUGUAAUGGGCGAUGCUCCAGUGUCUGCCAUCCCCGUCAGCCCUAUACCUCACACUCUUGGUCCCUCCGCUUCCGCUGGUCAUGCUCCUACCACCGUCGGCCCUAUUCCAGUCACAUCUCAUGCGAAUAUCCCACCUGCUCCUACAUCUGUGGUUCCCUCGAGUCUCGAUGUUCCUGUCAUGCCUACUAUCGCUCCUGGGGCUCAUACUUCGGAUCAUCAAAGUGUUGUACAACAAGCUCCUCCAAAUGUACCGACAGUCAAGAGCACCCACGAAGCUGAGAUUGUCGCUCCCGGACCAGUACCAAUCGACUCCAAGAACGCUUCGACAUCACAUACCGUUCAUCCUGGAGCUACAGUCGCCGAUCCUUCGGUGGUUGCUCCUUCAGCUGCCGUACCAACUGGUCCUAUACCUCCCGCUCAAACUGCAAGUAAUGUGCCUUCAGCCAAACCUGUAUGGGACACCAAUCAUCCUGAAUCGCCUAAGGCUUCAAAGACAUCCUCACUUGCCAAUGUACCCACGGACAAACCUGCGUCAGUGAUGAACGUCCCUACUACUCCGUCAUCAGUAAAUCCUCCGGGAACUGCUCACAACGUCGCCUCGAUGGUCUCCGAGCCAGCUCCUGUCAUGCCAGAUGCUGGAGUACAUGUUACUCCAACAGAUUCAGCUGAUGGUCCAAUCGCUGCCCCUCCUGCAUCGUCCGGAGGGAAGAACGGUGUUCACUGGGAUCCCAGAAUUCCAGAAAAGGAAGUACUUGUCACCCCUCCUAAAUCUCCCAAAUCUUCCAAGUCCAAACCUUCUAGUGUGGUGGAAGCAGCCCCAGCCAACAUCCCAUCUCAUCUCCAGGCUUCGGAGAUCCACAAUGUUCCUACAGAGGCUGAAGCUGGACUGCCUAUUCACCCGAUACCUUCAGGCGGGGAUGUACCCAUGGUCCUACCGGGAUCCAACGAAGCUAAAGCUCAAGACACUCCCAAGACACCAUCAUCAGGUGGUGGUAUCUUACGAAAACCUAAAUCAAAGGAGAGUCUCAAAGAAACAACGCCUGGCGUUCCUCUUGUUCCUGCCGACACUCACUCACAUGCCGAUCACACCACUUUCGGGAAACCUAUACCCACACAGGGAAGCGAUAAAUCCACUCGUGUUUCUGACACUUCACAUGUCUCUCGACCUCCGACACUCGAAGAAUUAGCUAUGGAAGGUCGUGACCUUACUAUUGACAGAAAUGGUGAAACUGUUCAUGUUCCUGUUCAUCCUGUCAGCGCUUCUGGAUCGAAUAAGCUCAAGAAGGAACCUCCCACCUUUGUGGAAGGAAGUACCGCUGAUCCAGCUCAUUUGGCCAAUAACGUUCCACUUGAAAAUGGACUUCCUUCCAGAGCCGGAACUCCAGCACCGUCUACAAAAGCUGCUCCCGGUGAAGCUCUGAUGGUUUUGGAGCCAGUCGUUCUUCCCGAUGGUCAAAUAGCCUAUAUUCCAAGUAGACCAGCAAGUCAUGUCGGCGGUCCUAAAGAAUCCGCUCUAGCAGAUGGCAGUGCACCUCCCUCACUCGGUGAUCGACCAUCAACAGGUAAGAAGGGUAAAUCUUCCGGAGGUGGUGAAGAGAAAGACAAAACUGCUUCCAUCCAAAAAGAUACCACUCAUACCGGUAUACCAGCUGAGUCAGAAGUUGGUAGAGGUCAUUGUAGUGUUUGUUGUCCAAAUGGACCUAGAGCAGUUGGUGGGGUACCUAUCGAGCCGUGUGAACAUCAAGAUGGUAUCCUUGGACAAGCUGGAAAACAACAUAUUCCAUCUACUGCACCUACUGGACCUCGAUCCAACAAAUCUGGUAAACUCAACAAACCACCGCCAGCUGGAUCAUUGGGUCUUCCAACAGAAGACGUUAUAGGUGGACCAGGUGAAGAAGUCAACAUCGGUGAUGUAGCUGGAGAUGUAUUCGUGGGUGAUAGACCCAAAUCUGGGCCUCCAAGUAAACUUUCAAAAGGAAAGAAAAGUACCACUCCUGAAGAAGAAGCAAUGGAAGACGCUAGGAAACUUGCCCAAAAACAAAAAGCUGCUGCUGAACAAGCUGCUCUUGAGGCUGCCGAGCGAGACGCUAAAUUGAAAGAGAAAGAGGACAACGCUAAACUCGCGGAGGAGAGACACCGUCAAAAUGUUGAGGCUUUGGCUAAUCUGCAAAAGGCACUUGACCUUAUCGCCACCGAUGGAAAAGUUAGCAAGACCAUGAAUGACGAAAGAUCAAAAGCUCAAGAUAAACGAAGAACCGAUAAAUCAGUUAGAGAUAAAAAGAUCACCGAAGCUUUAGAUAAACUGGUAGCUGAUAGAGAGGAGGAAAAGAAGAAACAAGUUGCCAAUGAUAAGAAGCCAGGCACACAAGCUGUUCUUGAUGCUCUAAAGACGCACGGAGACGGUCAAUCUGCUUUCUUGAGAAAACUCGCCACUGAAAUAAUGGAGCAAAACUCCAAUCAACAUAAUCUCACUCAAGCGGCCGCCAAAGCUGCAGCAAGAGAACAGAUCGGUUUCAAUUUGGCUGGAUACUUGGAUGACUUCUCCAAAGCUCUCUCCGGCGAAGUACGAGUACUCCUAAAAGAGGUCGGUGAUUUACGAGAAUCCAGACGAGCACUUUACAUGGAGUUAGCAGAGUUAUUGCUCAUGAAGGGUAGACAAUCUGCUGGUGAUCUUAUGGCUGUUAUGCCAUACCCAGCCAAUCCACCUGGAAAUCCUGCCAACCAACCCAAAAAAGAUAACAACCAGAAUCCUCAAGGCCAGAAACAAGAAGGUCAAGGUAAAGGAAAGUCGCCUGCUGGUGUUCCCGCAUGGGCACAAUGGCAUCCUAUGGUUCCUCCUGUCAUGGGUAGACCAUUACCUCAAACUGGUGGUCCACCUCCUAUGAUGAUGAACCUAGGUGGUGGUGCCGUACCUGGGCCACCUCCCCCUUCUGGACGACCUUUGCCGAAAGUUUAG
Molecule: messenger RNA, 10938 nt
Organism: Kwoniella shivajii
Lineage: Eukaryota; Fungi; Basidiomycota; Tremellomycetes; Tremellales; Cryptococcaceae
Exons: 25
Coding region: 1-10938 (3645 amino acids)
Source: RefSeq, a predicted model, not a curated record